AUGUUCACUAGUGCUCUCUGCAUUGUCCUCGCGGUGUGCAUCAGUGUGGUUCCGCACGGCGCUGUGGGUUCGGACGUAGACAGUUCAGCACUAGGCGAUUUUCCAAUUGACAAGCUCUAUCCUCCAUAUGAAGACGUACAAGCAACACCGGCCAAACAAAUCCCCCGAAAGACAAACAGCAGUAGCAUCAAUCAGCCCAAAAGAAACGCAACGGCGCCCACACAAAUCCCUCUAAAUAAAAACAGCAGCAGCAGCAGCGACAGCAGCACUAAGCAGCCCAAAAGGAGAGAGACAUUAACGCCGCACAGUGAAACCGGUUACUUGUAUGACGCUAUCAAAAUGCUUACACAUGGGGCCCGCUCCUUUGUGCAAAUGUUGGAGGAAAUCAACAACAAAAAUUACAAGUCUGUGGCUGAAAUCCUCAGCCGACAUUCGACUUCUCAAUUUAACUCUGCCGAUUACGACGCCAUGCUACAAACUUGGGUGCAGGUAGCCAAAGGAUCCGAAGAACUGACGGAAGUAUUCCUACAAAGAAUGGCAUCACUGACAAUGCCGAAUAUGUCUGCUGAACACACGAGCACAUUAUUAUCGAGUUUGCGAAUGUACAUCGAAUCCUACAUAACAGGCGUAUUAGCCCGACAAGAAACUCUGUUGCUUACAGCAUUCGACUUCGUGAACCAAACAACAUUAACAAUGGAAGAACACUCUUUACUUGAGAACCUCCUUGGAAUCAAUCAAGAAAUUCACACACACUCGUUCAAAACAAUGAACACAUAUGUGAUAUUGAUCGAUCGUUUGGCGGAUAUUUCUCAAAAAACCGGUUACUUGUAUGACGCUAUCAAAAUGCUUACACAUGGGGCCCGCUCCUUUGUGCAAAUGUUGGAGGAAAUCAACAACAAAAAUUACAAGUCUGUGGCUGAAAUCCUCAGCCGACAUUCGACUUCUCAAUUUAACUCUGCCGAUUACGACGCCAUGCUACAAACUUGGGUGCAGGUAGCCAAAGGAUCCGAAGAACUGACGGAAGUAUUCCUACAAAGAAUGGCAUCAUUGACAAUGCCGAAUAUGUCUGCUGAACACACGAGCACAUUAUUGUCGAGUUUGCGAAUGUACAUCGAAUCCUACAUAACAGGCGUAUUAGCCCGACAGGAAACUCUGUUGCUUACAGCAUUCGACUUCGUGAACCAAACAAAGUUAACAAUGGAAGAACAUUCCUUACUUGAGAACCUCCUUGGAAUCAAUCAAGAAAUUCACACACACUCGUUCAAAACAAUGAACACAUAUGUGAUAUUGAUUGAUCGUUUGGCGGAUGUUUCUCAAAAUUCGCGCUAACGAUUUUUUCAACAAUGUCAAAGGAGUGCACAGAAAAUUGUGUCCGAUGGAUAUUUGAGAUCAGUUGAUUAAUUCCUCUAAUAAAGACUGCAAUUUUGUCAACAAAA
This is a messenger RNA of Dicrocoelium dendriticum, 1436 nucleotides long. Lineage: Eukaryota; Metazoa; Platyhelminthes; Trematoda; Plagiorchiida; Dicrocoeliidae. The record is from the annotation of a GenBank genome assembly.